ACGUCGAUACAAGAGACUGAUAUAAUGGGCGCAUUAAUGCAUCUAGGGUUCUCUGGAAAGUGCAAUCGCAAAGCUGUUGAGUGGAAAUAAUGACCCACAAAGAUCGCCGAUCGACAGGAUACAACUGAAGGAUAAAGAACGUGAUAUCAAAUUCGGCAGCUAUAUUGGAUGAGCGGGGAAAAGGAGGUCCGAUCGCUGCUGUGAGUUGAAGUAUUAUCGGUUUGUCAAGAUGACGUAUGUUCCCGACAACGAGACAACUGAUAUUUCGGUGACCCUUACGUCGCCAUUCCCGCGAGAGCAGGCAGAUUGGUACUUCAAAGAGCCCCCCUGGUUGCAGGUUCUCAUGAUCGUGACCUAUGCAACGGUUAGCAUCCUGGGAGUUGGAGGAAAUGCUGUCGUCUGCUACAUCGUACUCGGACAUGCGCGCAUGCGCACAGUGACGAACUACUUCAUUGUCAACUUAGCACUGGCGGAUAUCCUCAUGGCAGUCAUGUGCGUGAAUCUGACUCUCUACGCCACGCUCUACAUGAGAUGGCCGUUCGGCGUUGUCAUGUGUAAAAUUACAUAUUUUGUACAGAGUCUGUCGGUGUCCGUGAGCAUUUUUACUUUGAUUGCGAUCAGCCUGGAUCGAUACGUCGCCAUCAUGUACCCUUUACGCCCCCGCAUGACGGCGAAACAGACGAUAUUGAUCGCGAUAUGCAUUUGGAUAUUUGCGGGCGCGUACGCCAUGCCGAUGCUGAUCUACGCGCAUGUGGCUUCGGACGAAUCCGCUUCAUUUUGUACGGACUCUGAUUGGCGGUUUACCAAGCAUUAUUCGUGGGUGGGCCUCAUUCUUCAGUAUAUAUUACCGUUGAGUGUUUUAGCGAUCGUGUAUAUUCGCCUUGCAAGGAAGAUUUGGGGGCGGAGAACACCCGGCGAAGUCCAGGCCAACAGAGACAAGAAGCUGAGUGAAUCUAAAACUAAGCUGGUUAAGAUGUUUGCGACUGUGGUUCUCAUCUUCGCCCUCUGUUAUCUCCCGAUCCACACCCUGAAUCUCAUUCAAGAUAUCCAUUAUUCAAUUCUCUAUUUUCCUUACAUCAAACUAAUCUAUCUUGCUGGACAUCUCAUAUCCAUGUCAAACUGCUUCGUCAACCCCUUCAUUUACUGUUGGAUGAAUAGGAAAUUUCGGAACGGGUUUAAGGCGGCUUUUCGCUGCCUCCCCUGUGUGACCUAUGACCCCGAGUGGCUUGCGAGCAAAGGUCAGGAGCGAAGGGGAACAUCGCACACGCAGCUAGAAUCGAUGUCCAUGAGUUCAAGGAGUGAUCGCAAAUGUCCACCAGAUACGUACCAACGGAACGGCUCGACGAGGAACCAUAGAAGGCUUUCCGAUUUGAUUGCCGCUGCCGAGAGGUCGCAAAAUCAUUCGAACAUUUAAGAUCAAUAUAAUGUAACAUUCGAUUUAUUGGAAUUGAUGACUUGGUAUAUUGCCGUGUAGCCUGUUGCUAAUUACUACAUAUAUUUUAUACACAAAUGCAUUCUAUCGCCGAGUGAACUUUCAUAGUAUAAAUUUGACUGACGCCUCUCUGCGAUAUUUGGGAUAUACAUUUAAAAACAAAUGUUUUUAUUUAUUGAUGAGGAACAUGGAAUUCAUUUGGUGAAUCUAUUAGAAAUGUAUCAGAGACCUGUAUUGGUUGAGGAACAUAUAACACUCGAUAAAGUACCUGUUGUAAUGUUCCAUCUCAUCUGAGUUGUGUGUUCUCGUGUUAUAUUUCUGGUGUAUUUCUUAAAGUGCAAAGUAAUAGAUCUCAGCAUUCAAAGAAAUCAUUUGAUAUUUAGAAACUGUGCAUUUCUCGCAAAAGAAAUAACAAUUAACAAAUAUUAUAGUAUAAGAAUUAGACAUGUAAGAUCAUUUCGAUUCGAUGCUUUCCUAAUCAAUCUGAAACACUUGUUAUACAUUAAGAAUUAAGAGACAAUUAAAGUUCCUGUAUGUCGACAUGACUUGUUUUGUACUAGUAUUUUACAGCAACGAAAGGUAUUUACCGACGCUGCAGCUAAGCAAGUCUGAAUAUGUUAUUUAGUGAAAAGGGUGUUGUCAGAGAGUUUUUAUUGGAAAGAUAUUCCGAAAUUUCAAAUUCAUUUCAAUAUGAUAACCAGGGAAGGUUUCCAACUAAAGCAAUUCAUAGUUGCAUGCCUGUCAUUGUCUAUUCAAUGUUUUUAAAACAAAUAAUCAAUGGUAUAUUAUAUCAAAAGGUGAAAUAAUUGAAAUAUUAUUGCUUGUAGAAUAAACUGAGUUAUAAGAUAAACCCUGUUAUUAUAAUUGUCGUGGGCAGUUUGAUACCACAUCAUUAGAGCAUUUUUUUGUAAACCUACAAUUAAUAAGAUGUAGGGCUGCAAUGUAUAUGCAAAUUAGUUUGAGAUAAUUUAAAUAUUCAUGGUGGUAUUUUGUAAUGUGAUUACUGUAUCAAUAACCAAUUAGCAUUUUUAACAUUCAACCAAAAUGUCUUAAAGGGUUUUUUUUAAUCGUUUUCUCCAUCCUCACAUGUUUGUAAUACAAGAGUAUUUUUUAAGGGAACAAACUAAUCAUGUUAAGCAAGUUUCCUCCAAACCGUUGUGUUGGAUUUUGGCAUAAUGUUAAAAAUAAAAGGAUGCCUGUGGACUUACAUGGUGACUGACCUGAUGACAGUACACGAACCAUAUAACUACGGACCACUAUGACUGGAUGCGCAGGCCAUAUUUAUGUACAACUAUACAACUAUACAACCAUCGAACGGAUAUAUAGUUUAAACCAAUCAGAACGCGGGAAGCUAUAAAUGCGUUGACGAGUGCUUCCAUGUAUGUAUAGUGGUAUAGUUGCACAGUUGAAUGGUUGUAUGUUUGUGUAGAUUCCUGCGUUCUGAUUGGAUAAAACUCCUGGAUAAAACGUUCUAAAGUUGUGCAUAAUUAUGGCCUGUUAGGCUCGUCAUGUAGACUAUACAAAUACGUACCCGACUGACGUGGAAAUGGGACGGUAAACGACUGCUUUGUUACCAUGACUUAGAAUGUACAGUACUGAAUAAUGACGACCGCUUUAAUACCGAAAGCUAUUGGUUAUUAAAAUAGACUUAAAAUGCUCUCUCCUUCUCAUUCCUUAUGUUACGGCGGACCAACUCAGCCAUGGGUAACACACGGAUUAAAUUAUCCAUGUUAUUCAGAGGGAAGUUUCGAUUUAAUAACAUAAUACUAACGAAUUCGAAACAAGAACAAUGACUUAUUAAAAAGGGAACAAAUAACUAAUAACAAUCGAGUAAAACAGUCAUUGUUUUGUUGUAUAGCAAACGCAAAGACAUAUU
This is a messenger RNA of Strongylocentrotus purpuratus (purple sea urchin), 3308 nucleotides long. Its product is annotated as RYamide receptor-like. The record is from RefSeq and is a predicted model, not a curated record. Gene Ontology annotation, biological process: G protein-coupled receptor signaling pathway. Lineage: Eukaryota; Metazoa; Echinodermata; Echinoidea; Camarodonta; Strongylocentrotidae. Gene Ontology annotation, molecular function: neuropeptide Y receptor activity. The transcript is spliced from 2 exons. Bases 230 to 1414 code for a protein of 394 amino acids. Gene Ontology annotation, cellular component: membrane.